UCUCGUUUUUAGGGUUCUAGCGCGCAUUCUAGGGUUCUGGCAGCCGGAUAGAUUGCGGCCAGGGCGCGCACGAUGAGCUUCCGGUGGGGCGAUGCGGAGGACGACGAUUACGGCCUCGAGGAUGUGGUGCCGUCUACACAGAUCGUCGGGCCGGACGAGAAGGGAAUCAAGAUCAUCACCGAGUGGCGCAAGAACGAGGACACUGGUAAGCUCAGCAAGCUAAUCACGACGGUGAGGGUGAAGAAACAGGUGAAGAAGAUGAAUCCGGCGGUGCUACAGCGCCGGCAGCUCAGCAAAUUCGGCGAUGCCAUCGGUCAGAACGCGUCCGACAAUUUCACCGUGAUCUCCAUCGACGAGAUCACUCUCGAGAGGCCCCGGACUGACGGCCAGACGAACAAGCAGGACGAGAACGAGUUUGCGGCACUGCAGGGGGCUCCAGGGAGCAAUCCCUCGCUGGUCGUUUGCCGAGCUUGUGGGAAGAAGGGAGAUCACUGGACCUCGAGAUGUCCCUACAAGGAUUUGCUCGGCAAAAAUCUCUCCUUUGACAAGCCGGAGGACGAUGUUCCAGGACUUCCAUCGGCGGCCUCCGGAGCUCCCGGAAAGCCCACGUCGUAUGUUCCUCCCAGCCUGCGUGGAGGGGCCAAGCGCGAGGGGGAUAGCAUGCGCCACGGUUCCAGAGACGAUAGCAACUCGAUCAGAGUGACGAAUCUGUCCGAGGACACGAGAGAGCAGGACUUGCAAGAGCUCUUCCGACCUUUUGGAAACAUCUCUCGCAUCUACGUCGCCUUUGAUCGCGAGACAGGCCUCAGCCGUGGCUUCGCUUUCAUCAACUUCGUUAACAGAGACGACGCAGUUCGUGCCAUCAAGAAGCUGGACGGAUAUGGCUACGACAAUCUCAUCCUGCGCGUGGAGUGGGCGACACCCAAGGACAAGUGACAAACGAACGAGCUGUGAGUUUAUUCAUUUAUUCCAUACUUUUGUAACGCUUUCGCAUACGAAAUGGAAAGGAAUGAGUUUGUUUCGAGCUA
Messenger RNA from Selaginella moellendorffii, 1028 nucleotides. RefSeq names its product eukaryotic translation initiation factor 3 subunit G. The record is from RefSeq and is a predicted model, not a curated record. The transcript is spliced from 2 exons. Lineage: Eukaryota; Viridiplantae; Streptophyta; Lycopodiopsida; Selaginellales; Selaginellaceae. Gene Ontology annotation, cellular component: cytoplasm; eukaryotic translation initiation factor 3 complex. The coding region runs from base 73 to 936 and encodes 287 amino acids. Gene Ontology annotation, molecular function: translation initiation factor activity; RNA binding.